UUAAAACGUAUAAUAAUAUGUAAGGAACAACACACAUUAUUAUAUUUACAAGACAAGUGAGAAAAGAAAUUAAACAAUGAGUUUGAUCUCCAAAGAGGAAGAAAACAAUGCUUUCAUUUCAGCAUUGGUACUUUGUUUUAGUCGGAUCACUCCUGCAAUCAUAAAUGCAGCCAUUGAUCUGAAUCUGUUUGAGAUCAUACCAUCAAAAGGGAUCAUGUCUGCCUCGGAAAUUGCUUCAAAGCUUCCGAUUGAAAAAGAAGACACUGAUAUGGUGGCUAAGAGGCUGGAGCGCAUGCUGCCUUCACUGGCAAGCCACUCGCUUCUAGAAUGCUCUAUUCGCAUUAACCAAGAUGGCACCAAAGAAAGAGUUUAUGCUCUCUCAAAUGUUGGUGCCUACUUCAGAUCCUCUCAUCAUGAACAUGAAUAUGGAGGCUCCUUGACUCCUCUCUCUGUUCUCUUCCAUCGAGUAUAUGACGACCUUUGGAAGGACGCAAAAGAUUCAAUUUUGGACCCAAAUAACAAUCAUUUUGAAAGGGUUUAUGGAAUGCCAAUGUUCGAAUAUUUGAAGACAAAUAAAGAAAUUAGCCAUGUUUUUGACCAAACAAUGGCCCAAUCUGGCCCACUGGGAAUGAAAAGGAUCAUAAGCCUAUACAAAGGUUUUGAGGGAGUGAAAACAUUGGUUGAUGUAGGAGGUGGAAUAGGACAAACCUUAAACUUGAUCAUUUCUGCGUUUCCUUCCAUUAAAGGAAUUAAUUUUGAUAUGCCUCAUGUUGUGAAAAACGCACCAUCGUAUCUAGGGAUUGAGCACGUUGGAGGAGACAUGUUCGAAAGUGUUCCAAAGGGUGAUGCCAUUAUGCUAAAGCAUGUAUGUCAUAAUUGGUCAGAUGAAGAAUGCGUCAAAUUCCUAAGAAACUGCCACGAAGCGUUGCCACAACAUGGAAAGGUGAUUGUUUUGGACUUCAUAAUGCCAGAAAUCCCGAAUUCAAGCAAUUCAUCAAAACAUAUUUGUGAUGUGGACUACCUCAUGUUUAUAAUUAAUGGCGGAAAGGAACGAACCCAGAAAGAAUUUGAGAGGCUAUGCAUCAACUCUGGAUUUUCUAGAUUCCAAGUUGCUUGCACUACUUCCUUAACUACGUUUGCAGUCAUAGAAUUUUACAAAUAAAUAUUUUGAAUAUUUUUCUUUUUUGGUUUUAAUUUAAUUUGCUCCACCUUCUUGCUUCUUAGCUCUUGUACACUUUUCUUUUAUCUUCGUCACAUAUCAAUAUUGUGAGCAAUUUACUAUCUAUGGAAUAAAUAUUGCGUCUAUUUUCUCCAUAAA
This is a messenger RNA of Arachis stenosperma, 1318 nucleotides long. Its product is annotated as isoliquiritigenin 2'-O-methyltransferase-like. The record is from RefSeq and is a predicted model, not a curated record. NCBI's taxonomy places the organism in Eukaryota, Viridiplantae, Streptophyta, Magnoliopsida, Fabales, Fabaceae. The transcript has 4 exons. Gene Ontology annotation, molecular function: S-adenosylmethionine-dependent methyltransferase activity; protein dimerization activity; O-methyltransferase activity. Bases 77 to 1162 code for a protein of 361 amino acids. Gene Ontology annotation, biological process: methylation.